Molecule: messenger RNA, 3064 nt
Organism: Colias croceus (clouded yellow)
Lineage: Eukaryota; Metazoa; Arthropoda; Insecta; Lepidoptera; Pieridae
Gene: Vps16A
Product: vacuolar protein sorting-associated protein 16 homolog
Exons: 15
Coding region: 169-2676 (835 amino acids)
Biological process (GO): vacuole fusion, non-autophagic; endosomal transport; intracellular protein transport
Cellular component (GO): endosome; lysosomal membrane; HOPS complex
Molecular function (GO): actin binding
Source: RefSeq, a predicted model, not a curated record
CGCAAAGUUUUCAUUUGUGGUUUGUUGUUGUACUUUUUGUACCUAACUAUUAUAAUUAAUAUUUUUUUCAUAGUACAACAAACACAAUCUCUAUUUUUCAAUAAUCCAUUAGUUUACUAGUUUUAUUCUAUCAGGAUUUCUCCCAAUUUAUCAAAUUAAUUAGGAAAAAUGUCAGCUUUAUUAACAGCGGACUGGUUCCAGUUGGAUUCUUACUACAGGAAAUUUGACCUGUACAAUAUGAUAUGGACCAUGGAUGAAGGUUUAGGUAAUAUGAUCGUCUGUGGUGCAGCUUAUGGUGGUCCGAUAGCUGUUGUUAGAGAUAAGAAACAAUUUGUCCGAAUAAUGACCACAUCCAAACCAGUUAUAACAAUUUACAAUGGUGUUGGCAAUAUUAUAUCAAAAAUAUUGUGGAACAGUGGUGUGCUAGUUCACAUGGGUUGGUCUGAUGGGGAACAGCUACUGUGUAUACAGGAGAGUGGUGAUGUACUUGUGUAUGACAUGUUUGGAGCUUACCAGAAGACGUUUAGCAUGGGACAAGAAGUGAGAGAUACAAAGGUGUGUAAAGCACAAUUAUUCUCAAACCCUCACGGCAUUGGCUUAGCCGUAAUUACCACAACCAACCGAAUGUACUUAGUCAGCAAUGUUUCUGAUCCUAAACUAAGAUCAUUGCCUGAUCUACCAAGAGCAAACUUGCCAAUAAGUUCAUGGUGCGUGCUGAGUACUGGCCAACGGUCUUCAACACAGAUAAGUUUCCUUGUGUGCCGAGAUAAAGAAGUGUUUAAAUGUCAGCUUGGGGAAACUAGACCUAUACCUAUGCGUCCAGAAUUUAAAAAUGCAUACACUCAAGUACUAUCAAUAGUGCCAUCACAAAAUGGCCGCCAUGUCGCUCUGUUCACGGAUUCCGGUUUCCUGUGGAUAGGUUCUUCUGAUUUUAAGAACAAAUACUGUGAAAUUGAUACAGGAUACAUAAAACAACCAAAGGAACUUGUGUGGUGUGGUUCCCAAGCUAUAAUCGGUCAUUGGGAUGACAUGAUGUGUAUCUAUGGGUUUAAUGGUCAAUCCAUAACCUACCCUUACGAUGGGCCGUUCCACAUCAUACCAGAAAUGGACUGUGUUAGAGUGAUCUCUGAAUUGACGCAUGAGUUGAUACAGAAAGUGCCUGUUGUGGUUGAGAAGAUAUUCAGGAUAAAUAGUACUGCCCCUGGGUCUUAUUUGGUGGAGGCUUCUAAGCAGUUUCAGAAACGCAGCCACCGAGCGGACGAGUACAUCCGCCUAGUAAAACCAGAUCUGUCCACCGCAGUACAAGACUGUAUAGAUGCAGCGGCUUUUGAAUUCAACACUGAUGUUCAGAAGAUGUUGAUCCGAGCUGCUCAGUUCGGUAAAGGGUUCCUAUUGGAGCCAGCGUUGAUGGAACAUUAUGUGACCACGUGUAGAUGGCUGAGGGUGCUCAAUGCGGUGCGGGAUGUGAGAGUGGCGAUACCUUUGACGUUCUUGCAAGUUCAAAACUUAGGUGAAAGAAUCCUUCUAGACAGACUGAUUUGGCGCAGACUGCAUUGCCUCGCGGGACACAUCGCCUCUUAUUUACAAUUGAAAGACGGACAAACGAGAGUGCUCUCUCAUUGGGCCUGUUACAAGGUAACACAACCUCACCUGGACAAUGAAAGUGCGGCGCGGGAAAUAGGUGAGAAGCUUCGAAACAUUCCUGGUAUAUCAUAUUCCACUAUUGCUAUGAAAGCUGCAGAAAAAGGCAGGAAAGCGCUUGCUAUCAAGAUAUUGGAAUAUGAAACGCAUAGCAAAUUGCAAGUGCCUCUACUCCUAUCAUUGGAAGAAGGAGUCAUAGCCCUGUUAAAAGCUACAGCAAGCGGGGACACAGAUCUUGUGUAUAUUGUCCUACUACAUCUCAAGGAGAAGAUGGGAAAACAUGAAUUUGAGCUAACAAUCCGAAGUCUACCACUCGCGCAUGCGCUAUACAUAAAAUACUGCGCGAGUCACAACCGCGAAGCAUUGCGACAAGUGUACGUACAAGAGGACGAUUUCCCGGGACAAGCGCACACGCAUAUCCGGGACGCUAUAGAACAAACCAACCCGGGAAGUAUCGAGGCUUCGCUUAUUUCGGCUAGGGAGUGCUAUAAGAAGGGGAAAAACGAUUUGGGUGCAUCAAUCUGCGAGGACGCACGUAAACUUUGCAAGCAACAAUCUAGUUUACAAGAAACGUAUGGGGAAAGUUUUGUUGGUUUGUCCUUACAUGACACGGUGAAGAAACUGUUGAACCAGGGAGAAAUUAAGCUGGCUGAUAAAUUGCGCUCUGAAUAUAGAAUGCCGGAUAGGAGAUAUUGGUGGCUCAGAAUCUUAACUCUGGCUGAAAAAGAUGAUUGGACAGAACUAGAGAGAUUCUCUAAAUCGAAAAAGUCUCCAAUCGGCUACGAGCCAUUUGUGGACGCGUGUCUCAUGCACAGGAAAAAUGAUGAAGCCCUCAAAUACCUUCCGAAGUGUAGGGACGAUAUUAAAGUCAAAUACUACGUAAAAGCUGAGUUUUACGAAGAAGCAGCGCAAGUCGCUUUUGAACAAAAGGACGAAAGUGCACUUUUCUUCGUACAGAAUAAAUGCCCAAUUCGAGAAUCCACGAAACACGCUAGAAUCUCUGCGUUAUUAGAACAACUUUCAACUAGGAAAUAACUAAUAUAUAAAUUAUGUAUAAGUAUAUAAUGGACUGAUUAUGUAAAUACUAUAAAAAAAUAUCAUUAUUUAUUUACCUCAUUUAAAAAUACGUAGGUAGUAACACCAUUAAAUGAAACACAGUAGAAUAAUCUUGUUUUUCAUAGGAAACUAUAGCUAAAAUGUGCAAGAAAUAAUGUUAUUACUUGAUAUGCAUGUAUUAAAUUUAUUAUUAUUUAAUAUGCGUUAUUCAUGUCAAAAUAUCCCACAAAUAGGCUUAAACAUUGUAAUUAUAUAACUAUAAGUUUGAUAAUGUAUUGUGAUACUAUUAAGUUUAUUAUACGGCAACAAUCGCCGAAAUGCAUUCUAGUAAUAUUAUUUCAUUGAAAUUAAAUAAUAAUUAUAUCCA